Messenger RNA from Microthlaspi erraticum, 1740 nucleotides. NCBI's taxonomy places the organism in Eukaryota, Viridiplantae, Streptophyta, Magnoliopsida, Brassicales, Brassicaceae. The record is from the annotation of a GenBank genome assembly.
AUGGCUGGAGUACUAGCUGGGGAAUGUUCGUUCAGUGAGAGUGGAGUUUCAUCUCACUCAAGGAACUCUCAUGAAAAGCAAGAGGAGGUUUCCCGCUGGUACUUUGAAAGAAAAAAAAUAGAUGAAAAUUCGCCGUCAAGGUUGGAUGGUAUUGACUUGAAGAAGGAAACUUACCUCCGCAAAUCCUACUGUACAUUUUUGCAGGACUUGGGCAUGAGAUUGAAAGUUCCUCAGGUUACAAUAGCUACAGCGAUAAUCUUCUGUCAUCGAUUCUUCUUUCGCCAAUCACAUGCAAAGAAUGACAGAAGGACGAUUGCAACCGUAUGUAUGUUCCUUGCUGGAAAGGUUGAGGAAACUCCGCGGCCCUUGAAAGAUGUUAUUUUUGUCUCCUAUGAGAUAAUAAACAAGAAGGAUCCUGGUGCUGCGCAGAAAAUCAAGCAAAAGGAAGUAUAUGAGCAACAGAAAGAGCUUAUAUUGAACGGAGAGAAAAUAGUACUCUCUACAUUAGGCUUUGACCUCAAUGUUCAUCAUCCUUAUAAACCCCUUGUAGAAGCAAUAAAGAAAUUUAAGGUUGCACAGAAUGCUCUUGCCCAAGUUGCAUGGAAUUUUGUUAACGAUGGUCUGCGGACAUCGCUCUGCCUGCAAUUUAAGCCUCAUCACAUUGCGGCUGGGGCAAUUUUUCUUGCGGCCAAGUUUCUUAAAGUGAAGUUACCAUCAGAAGGAGAGAAGGUGUGGUGGCAAGAAUUUGAUGUCACACCCCGACAACUGGAGGAUGUUAGCAACCAAAUGCUUGAGCUAUAUGAGCAAAACCGCGUCCCUGCAUCUCAAGGAAGCGAAGUAGAAAGUAGUGUAGCUGGAGGGUCAGCUCAUCGCCCAGGCUCAAGAAAUGCAGUUUCAACCGAUGAGCAUGUUGGUUCUAGGCAAACAUCAGUGCGUUCAAAUUCUGAUAAUCAUGGGGGUUCGUCAAAAGGCGCUUUGAAUCAGAACAAUGAUAAUGGGGUUGGUGAGGCGGCUAAUGUCAGUGUAGAUAACAAAGAGGAGAUAGAGAGAAAAACAAAAGAAAGCCCACUUCCUGAAAAUCAUCCAGCUCAUAAGGACAGUGUGAGAGAAGACCCCCAUAACUCUAGACCUUUAGUUGAGGGACCUGGGAAGGACAACUCAGAGAGAGAGGGUGGAGAGCUUCAAGAUGAUGGUGCUGUUCAGAAAUCUAGAAAUCUUGAUACAGGUGACGCCCCAAUCAGCCAAUCGCCAAAAGACUUGAAAAUUCUUCGAGAUAAGGUCAAGGCUAAACGAGAGAAGGCGAAGAAGUUACUAGGUGAAAGAACGAGGAAAAAGGAUUUGAUGGAUGAGGAUGAUUUGAUUGAAAGAGAACUGGAAGAUGUGGAACUAGCUGUUGAGGAUGAAAAGGCGAAGCAAAGGAAUGCACAGAGCAGGCCAAAGGCUGAGAACUCUGAUAUCAUGGGUACAGAACAUGGUGAAAUUCAAGAUGUCAAAGGUGGAGUCAAAAAUACAGAGGAGGGCGAAAUGGUAAACGAUGUGUCCCCAAUGAUGCACAGCAGAAAGAGAAAAAUGGGAAGCCCUCCUGAAAAGCAGUCAGAAGGAAAGCGACGUCACAGUAGUGAGAAUGGUGAAGAAGGCCACAAGACGAGCAGAGGUAGUAGUCAUCAUGGUGAUAGAGAGCGAGAGCGAGAGCGAGAGCGAGAGCACAGAAGACACUCACAAGAGAAUAACCAUUCAUAA